Molecule: messenger RNA, 3419 nt
Organism: Crotalus tigris (Tiger rattlesnake)
Lineage: Eukaryota; Metazoa; Chordata; Lepidosauria; Squamata; Viperidae
Gene: YPEL2
Product: yippee like 2
Exons: 5
Coding region: 793-1152 (119 amino acids)
Source: RefSeq, a predicted model, not a curated record
GGGCUCGGAAGGGCGGGGAGCGAGCGUGGGCAGCGCUUGGAAGCGCCCGCGGAGGGGCGUUCGGGGCGCUCGCCCACCCGGCUGGCUGGCAGCCAGCGUGGGCGAGACGGGGGGACCGUCCUCCGGCGCUUGGCCCCGGGAACUCCCCUGCAGCGGCCGGGGCUGGAGCGAUGCCCGGCGGAGCGCCCUGCUGGAGAAGCAGGCAGGCAGGCAGGCAAGCAGGCGACGUGACGGCCCUGUCCGAGCGCGCUGUUCCCCGGCUGGGCGGGCGGGCUGGCCGGCGCGGCGUCCUGGCUGGCUGGCUGACUGGCUGACUUCCCUUGCCGAGCUUGCCCGCCGCCCGAGGGAGCGCGGCGGCGGCUGCAGCAGCGUCUUUCGGCUCGGCUUCCUGCUUUCCGAUCGGCCGUCACCUCCUUCCCUCCCUCCCUCCCUCCUCUACUCCGGAGCGGAGGCAAUCGGCUUACUCCGGACUCGCCCCGUUUGCCUCGCCAUCCCCUCUGCGUUUGGAUCGGAGCCCCCUCCGAGUUUCCAGCCUCUCUUUCCCAGUCUCUGCUCUUGAGAAGUUUGGAGGUGUCUUGACUGCGCCUGGCUUUGGAGGUUAACGUGGGUCGGUUGGCUCCUGUGCCCCAUUCUGUUAUCCCGAAGGCAUUGCCAGCGUGUGGAGCCUGCGCCACACCCACACCCUGCCAAAUCACGGCCUUUACCUGCGUGUUCCAGUGUUUCCCCUGCGACCCGUCGUGUAGGAGGACCUCCUGGGCCACCUCCGAGUUCACGCAACAUUCGGUGGCGCCAAUGGUGAAGAUGACCCGGUCCAAGACAUUCCAAGCGUACCUGCCUUCGUGCCAUCGCACGUACAGCUGCAUCCACUGCAGGGCUCACCUGGCCAACCACGACGAACUAAUUUCAAAGUCUUUCCAGGGAAGUCAAGGGCGAGCCUAUCUCUUCAAUUCAGUAGUCAACGUGGGCUGCGGUCCGGCGGAGGAGCGAAUUCUGCUAACGGGACUCCAUGCGGUGGCUGAUAUUUACUGUGAAAAUUGCAAAACCACACUGGGUUGGAAAUAUGAACACGCCUUUGAGAGCAGUCAGAAAUAUAAAGAAGGCAAAUACAUCAUCGAAUUAGCUCACAUGAUCAAAGAUAACGGCUGGGAUUGACCAGCCGGGAGAAGAAUGUCGACCGAUCCACGCAAGCGUUCACUCUUCCGACUGAACAUUUUAUCUCCGAGAGCGAGCAAGUGAUUGGCACUCGCUGGGUCCCAUGCAUCCGGAGGGCUUUGUUGUCGUACUAAGACACACUUCCUUGCACACCCCUCUGCCAUCUUGACUGGCGACCGGCUGUCCCUCUUGUCUCUUUGCUUUUCGUAUCUUGUUUGUGAGUCAACCUCAAGUUAGGGUCCUCUAGUCUUCCUCUUUCACUGUUCUGGCAUUGUGUUGUGUUGUGUGGUUUUGUUUUGUUUUUUAAACAGUGACAAAGGCAAGGAAUGAACCCAAUGCCAAACCAUUUCGCAACUUAUGUCUCAGUAGAAACUGAAGAUUGCAUUUUUGGGGGGAACUAAAGUCAAAGUUUAUGGUUCAUGAGGGGGAAAUCGGCGCUUUGGGUUGUGGGACGGAUGAGAAAGAUCGAAUAGUGUUUCUCUCUGCCCUUUGUCCUUUUAAAUCCUGACAAACCAUGGCUUGAAACUCGUGGACUGUAAAAAGAGAUAUAUACACCUCAUGCCUGCCUAUUUCUCUGAGUCUCAAAAAAAAUGUAGGCCUCCUAAUUUUAGGCUAGCUAGUUCUGGUAUUCUCAAACCAAAUAUCCGUGUCUUUUUGGACUUGAGGUGGUUUUUUUUUUUUUUUUAAAUCUUGUCUUUUUGCUAAGCUCGUUGAAAAGAAAGAGGUAAGGGAUGUUUUAACAUCUUUGGUUUCUGGAGAGUUAGCCCACCCCAAAACUCUGCAGAGAUAAGCCUGAUUGCCUGGGAUGUGUGUCUGUGUGGGGGGUUUUUUUUUGGACUGUAAAUCUAGCAUCACACAAUUGAAGUUCCUCAAGGAUGCAUGGAUUGUGUGUAAAGUAAAAAGGAGGUCAGGGAGAAAUGGGGGAGGCAAGCAGAACAUAGAGGUGAAGGUAAAAGGGACUCUGUGCCUACUUAACGGAUGUCCAGGUCUUAGCAAUGCCUGUCAAAUCUUAACUAUUGCUGUGGGACAUCUAGACGUUGAAGUUGCAGCUUCAAAGCAUGGUUCUCGGCCUUGUCGUUUUUCAGAGCUUCUCCUCACACAGGAGAGCAGACUUUGGCCACCACAUGGUGCAAAGGCAAUAUUCCAGAGGCUGAAAGUGUUCAAAUUUGGGUGAACCAGUAGGACCUGGGAACCAUCUCCUCCGGUUCCAUCCAUUCCUUCACUCCUGUUUUGGAAGGGUUGAGAAGUACGCUUUUGCUUCCCACUUCCUGCAUCUCAGCCACCACCUUUCUCCUCAGUGGCCUUCCAGAGGUUUAGCUCUGGUGGUUAGCUCCUACUUUGUUGAGGAUGUUCUUGCACGCGACAGUAGGAAAUUGGGUCUCUUGAGAUCCUACUUUGUGGAGGAUGCUCCUUGCACACAACAAUAAUAAUUUGGGUGGCGUUGCUAACAACAAAAUCAAAAGGGCUGGUCGCUUCCACUAAAGAGCAUAAACCAGACUUGGCCGAAAAGUCAUUUUGCGCUGAAAGAAAGCAUCGUGUUCUCUGUGAUUAGAAAAAAUAAAUAGAAUAAAUAACUUUAUAAUAGGGAGCGGGGCAGCCAUUCCUGUCACUAACAUCUCCAUCUUCUCUUAACCCUCCUGGCUGAUCAGAAGAGGACCCAGCCAGAAGGUUGAGCAUGCAUGGUGGUCCUUUGUUGGAUCUGAUCGUUGAGGUUCAGAAGCUUGUCGGAAAGGGAUCCAGUUUCCCAGGUUGCAAAGCUGGAGAAAUCCCUGACGUAUGUCUCUGGGUGGCUUAAAAGCUAUCUUUGCCCCACUGACCUAGCUAAGGAUUUAAUUGUCUCUCCAGCUUUGCAGGAGAUAAGUCUGAAUGACGCUGUGGAUAAACUGAAGUCUGGAGGUAGACUUAUCCAAGGCAACGCUUUCCUGGAAGUCACUCCUGUUGGGUUCAAGGAGAGCUUUGGGGUCAGAUGAGAGGCUGAAGGACCUUGGGACAAUUCUUGGAAAAAUUCUAGGGCUGUGUUUCUGUUCCCCCCUCCCCAAUGUCCUCCAAUUCCUGUUGUAUUUUAUAGGAUGGGUCAAUAAUGGCCUGAAACUCUUCUGCCCUUUGACCCGACAUGUAAUACAGGGCUAAUCUGAACGGCAUUGACUUUAAUCUCCCUCGAUUAUUGUUAUUUUUUUCCUAGUCUGUUUUUUUUUUUCCUUCGUUUUCAUUUGCCAGGGGGUGGAAAUAGUUCCUUUUGGAAUCCUCUGGAGGGCAAAAAAAAAAAA